This is a messenger RNA of Magallana angulata, 959 nucleotides long. RefSeq names its product galectin-5-like. The record is from RefSeq and is a predicted model, not a curated record. Gene Ontology annotation, molecular function: carbohydrate binding. The transcript has 4 exons. Bases 50 to 640 code for a protein of 196 amino acids. Lineage: Eukaryota; Metazoa; Mollusca; Bivalvia; Ostreida; Ostreidae.
AAUUCAUUCGAUCACCACGACUCAAACAAACAUCACGUAAUAGGUUAUCAUGUCCAAAGCCUCCAAGAAGGGUCGCCACGAGUGUGUAUGUCAGACUGUCGAUGCCUCACAGUGUACCAUGCCUCCACCCACACCGCCUGUUGUAGCUAAUGCCUCGUCUGGAGGGUAUCCGACCAUGGGGUACCCGGGGGGAGGACCCCACAGUAUCAACGACCCUCCAGUGCCCGUUAUUGCACCAAUAUCUGGAGGAAUAUUCCCAGGGAAAAUGAUUUUCAUUAGUGGAGUACUAAAUCCCAAUGCAGAAAGAUUCACCAUCAACUUGAUGUGCGGUCCCUAUGACGGUAGUGACAUCGCUCUGCAUUGUGACGCACGCCUCCGCGUUGGCAGCGAGGUUGACGUUUUCGUGAGGAAUUCUUUCAUGGGCGGUGGCUGGGGAGGUCAGGAGACACACAGCCCAAAUUUUCCCUUCAUGCCUAAUGACAGCUUUGACAUGCUCAUACUUGCAGAGAAAGACAAAUUCAAAAUUGCUGUCAACAACCAACACUUGGUGGAGUACAACCAUCGUCUGCAACCACUGAAAAAAAUCGACACCUUGAAGAUCACGGGUGAUGUCCGAAUAAAACAAAUCCGCUUUCAGUAAUGACGUCAUUGGUUAAGCGUUGUAGUGUUCAUCUGACUACUAGUAUAUUCUGUAGUUACAAAACUAAUAAUGUGGCCGACUUGUUCACUCCAUAUUAACAAAAAACAAUCAUGGAAAAUAAUAGGGUUUUUUUCUUUUUCUUUUGUGGAUAUUUUGAUACAUAUAAUAGAAAUGGGUUUGUUGGGGUGAAGGUGAGUGGCGUCUGUUGUUGUUGUCGUUGUUAUUGUUGUUUUAGGUUUUUUUACUUGAAAAGAAGUAACAGGAUGAUAUGUCGAUGGAAUAUUUUAUAAAAUUUAAUAAAACUUCUUAUGGAUCUUUU